GUUUGUUUACUGCAGUUUUUCUCUGAAAUUCUGGGAAAAAUAAAUAAAGUAUCUCAGCAGCUACAGGACAAACAGACAGACCUUGGAAAAGCAGCUAAACUUAUUUCUUGUCUUCGUGAAGAUUUAGCUGAUGUAAGAAACUCCAACUUAAUUGAGAAUUGUUCUAAUACGGUUGACGAACUCUGUAAAAAAUGUGACAUUUCACCAACAGCGACAAGAAAACAUUCUAGAAAACCUCGACAGCUCCGUGAUUUUAUCAUACUGGAAACAUCUGGCCAGAGAGUUGUGGAGCCAAGUCAUGCACAACACGUCACAAUCUUGUAUGAAGUACUAGAUUGUUUAAAUAGUAAAUUAGAGCGUCGCUUUUCAAAAGAUUCAUGUGUGAUCUUCUGUGGCAUUUCAGCUCUCUGUCCUGAAGGACAGACAUUCUUGCAUGAGGAUGACUUGAAGUCAUUUGCUUUAUCAUAUUCAGUUAAACAAAGUAAUUUAAAACACGAGCUACCUUUAGUCAAGAAAUUGCUCCAGAAAGAACCUCAGCCACCUACAUCACUGGUGGAGUUUUUGUCAUUUAUUCAUCCAUAUAAAUCUGCCUUUGAUUGCUUAUACAGGUUACUAUUGAUAGCUGUAACACUUCCUGUUACUAGUGCUUCUUGUAAAAGAAGUUUUUCCAAAAUAAGAAUCGUAAAAACAUUUCUUAGAAAUUCAAUGACUAGUGAGAGACUAAGUAACACUGCAUUAUCAUCAAUUGAAAGUAAACAGGCUGAGAGUAUUGACUUAGAUAGUUUUGUAGAUGAGUUUGACAGCUGACAAUGGUAAUCGUAGAAUCAAACUGCACUAAACAUUUUGAGAAUUGUCCUGACAUGGUCCAUAUCUGUUUUGUGUUCAUAUGUGUAUUAUAAAAACUUACCAUUCUCUAAUAAUUGCAUAUUGUUAUAAAUUGUAUAUGGUUUUGAAUGUCGAAACAACAUUUUGAGAAUUUUCAUGAUAAGCCUCAUAUCUGUCUGUUCAUUUCAUUAAUUAACACCUUUCCUUACUUUGUUCAAAUGUGCAUUAUACAAACUUGCUAUUCUUUAAUAAUUGCAUAUAGUUUUUAAUGUGAAACCAGCAUUUUCAGAAUGGUCAUGACAUGGUCCAUAUCUGUCUGUUCAUUUCAUUAGUUAACACCUUUCUUUAAGUUGUGCAAAUGUGUAUUACACAAACUUGACAUUCUUUAUUAAUUUGCAUAUUGGUUGGGAUCAUAUGCUAUUGUUUUGAAUGUCAAACUGAACCUUUUCAGAAUUGUUGUGACAUGCCCCUUGUAUAUCUGUUCAUUUCAUAUAGUUACUACCUUUCUUUAUGUGGUUCAAAUGUGUAUUAUAUUUAUACAUACUAUCCAUUCUUCAAUGUUUGGGUAUUGUUUGGAACUGUAUAUAGUUUUGAAUGUUAAAUUUUCAUAUCAUGUAAGUCAGGUAAAAUAUCAGAUGGAUGCUUUACAGUUGUUUUGCUUAGGAAUUAAACAAAAUUUUAUAUGAACCUUUACCUUUAGUCAAAUUCAUUCUUCCAUGAGUUUCAAAAUGUUUCCAAAAUUGUAAUUUUUUUACAGUCACCUUUCCUAUGAUGCCCACCCAACAAUCAUCUUUGCCCCAGAGUUGCCCCUCCACUUUUUGAGGGGUAGAAUCGCCACUGUACUUGAAAUGUUUAGCAUUUACUUCUGUGUAUGAGUAGUGCUUAAACUGCUGUUGACCUUUUUAGAUACUUCCCUCUGUGUUCUAUUACCUGAUUGUGAGAACAGUGGUGGAUCUUGCAUGAAACCUGCAAACUGGAGUAGCUGUGUUGGUGCAAUUGACUUAACUGACUGCCUUGGAGAUGACUGUGCCUGUUGCCAUCCAACAGCCGUUUCAGGAAGUUCACCAAAACCCAUCUGUUCAGACAAUAAUGGUUACAGCUUCAGUACGAAUAGCAGCCAUGUAUGCAAUGGUAUCACUUAUGACAAAGGGUGUGAUGGACCAAAUUGUGCUUGUUGUUUCAUGGAUCCUGAUAACUGUGUUGAAUUACCUGAAUGUGGAGGAGACAGUGGGAAAUGCGUGAAAGGUGAUGACUGGGGAACUUGCUAUGGCUUAGCUGAACCAGCAGGUUGCCUUGGAAACAAUUGCACUUGUUGCAGGGAUUGUACCCCUAAUGCCCAGUGCACUGCUAAUCAAGGCUAUUGCUACAAUGGUACAAGUAGCUACAUGUGCACAGGUACCAUCUAUGAACAAGGAAGCGGGGAGGCUGCAUUUCACUUUUGUAUUAAUGAUACUUCUCUCUGUGUUCUUUUACCUGGGUGUGUGAACAGUAGCGGAUCUUGCAUGAAACCUACAGACUGGAGUAGCUGUAAUAAGGUAGUUGAUUCCACUGAAUGCCUCGGAGAUGACUGUGCCUGUCGCAGUCCAGGAGUAUGUUCAUCAAGCAGCGCCUGCACCGGCAAUAAUGGUUACUGCUUCAGUGUGCAGAGCAGCCACUUAUGCAUUGGUACCGUGUUCUCUGAAGAAUGCAGUUGGGUACAAAUUGUUUCCUGCUGCAUUGAAGAUGAUACUGGAGCUCAAGCUGUAUCUACUAGAGGUUUACUUGCUCAGAUGGGUGCAGAAUUUGUUUGUUUACUGCAGUUUUUCUCUGAAAUUCUGGGAAAAAUAAAUAAAGUAUCUCAGCAGCUACAGGACAAACAGACAGACCUUGGAAAAGCAGCUAAACUUAUUUCUUGUCUUCGUGAAGAUUUAGCUGAUCUCUCUGUCCUGAAGGGACAGACAUUCUACCAUGAGGAUGACUUGAAGUCAUUUGCUUUAUCAUAUUCAGUUAAACAAAGUGAUUUAAAACACGAGUUACCUUUAGUCAAGAAAUUGCUCCAGAAAGAACCUCAGCCACCUACAUCACUGGUGGAGUUUUUGUCAUUUAUUCAUCCAUAUAAAUCUGCCUUUGAUUGCUUAUACAGGUUACUAUUGAUAGCUAACACUUCCUGUUACUAG
Molecule: messenger RNA, 2981 nt
Organism: Macrobrachium nipponense
Lineage: Eukaryota; Metazoa; Arthropoda; Malacostraca; Decapoda; Palaemonidae
Product: fibrillin-3-like
Exons: 8
Coding region: 1785-2981 (398 amino acids)
Source: RefSeq, a predicted model, not a curated record